Molecule: messenger RNA, 1434 nt
Organism: Telopea speciosissima
Lineage: Eukaryota; Viridiplantae; Streptophyta; Magnoliopsida; Proteales; Proteaceae
Product: 3-ketoacyl-CoA synthase 12-like
Exons: 1
Coding region: 34-1422 (462 amino acids)
Biological process (GO): fatty acid biosynthetic process
Cellular component (GO): membrane
Molecular function (GO): acyltransferase activity, transferring groups other than amino-acyl groups
Source: RefSeq, a predicted model, not a curated record
UCUCUCUCUCUCUCUCUCACAUUCAUCACAUUCAUGGAGCUCUCUAUGACUGUUUUGACAGUCCUAGCUCUUCUCUGCCCACUAUUCCUUCUUUGGAAACUCUUUAACCAAUUGAGAGACCAAAGCUGCUAUGUAUUAGCCUAUGAGUGUCACAAACCAACUGAAGAUAGAAAGCUAGACACAGCUCAAUGUGGUGAAAUCAUCAAACGUAACAGAAACCUGAACCUUGAAGACUACAGGUUUCUCUUAAGAAUGUAUGUUCGUGCUGGUAUUGGUGAAGAAACUUAUGGUCCAAGAAACAUCAUUGCUGGUCGAGAAGAAUCACCUUCACUCAAAGAUGCUAUUUCAGAGAUGGAUGAAUUCUUCUUCGAAACCCUAGAUAAGCUUUUCACCAAAACUGGUGUUACACCUUCAGAAAUCUCUAUUCUUGUUCUUAAUGUUUCUAUGUUAGCUCCUGAACCAUCUUUAGCUUCAAGGAUAAUCAACCAUUACAAGAUGAGAGAAGAUAUUAAAGUCUUUAACAUCUCUGGUAUGGGUUGUAGUGCUAGUAUUGUUUCUUUGAGUGCAGUAAAGAAUAUCUUCACCACUCAUAAGAAUUCAUUAGCUAUUAUGGUUACUGCUGAAUCAAUGGCACCAAAUUGGUAUACAGGGAAAGAUAGAUCUAUGAUUCUUACUAAUUGUUUAUUUAGAUCUGGUGGGUGUUCUAUCUUGUUAACUAAUAAACCAAGUUUAAGAUCUAAAGCUUUGUUUAAAGUUAAAGAUUUAGUUACUACUAAUCUUGGUGCCAUUGAUGAAGCUUACAAUUGUGCAAUGCAAACUGAAGAUGAACAUGGAAGGAAAGGUUUUAAUCUCAACAAGUCAUUACCAAGUGUUGCUGCUAAAGCUAUGCUUGAGAAUCUUAAAGUGAUGGCACCUAAAGUACUUCCUUUAAGGGAACAGGUAAGGUAUAUGGUAACAAGAUACCUUAGGAAAUGGAAGAGAAGUGCUGGAGAAAGCAAAAGAGGAGUUAAUUUUAAGACUGGUGUGGAUCAUUUCUGUCUUCAUGCAGGUGGUAGAGCUGUUAUUGAUGGUGUUGGUAAGAGUUUAAGACUUUCUGAAUUUGAUUUAGAGCCAACAAGAAUGGCUCUUUAUCGAUUCGGAAAUACUUCUGCAAGUAGUCUUUGGUAUGUUUUGAGUUAUAUGGAAGCUAAGAAGAGGUUGAAGAAAGGUGAUAGAGUUAUGAUGAUAAGCUUUGGAGCUGGUUUUAUGUGUAAUAGUUGUUUAUUGGAAGUGGUUAGAGAUUUGGAAGAUGAGAAUGUUUGGAAAGAUUGUCUUGCUAGGUACCCACCAAAAACCCUAGUGAAUCCUUUCAUGGAGAAGUUUGGUUGGAUCAAUGAUGAGAAUUUGGAUGAAAAUGUGGUAGAUAUUUAUAAGAUGCUGUGAAAUCUUAAUUUA